AUGAACUCCGAGCCCUCUGCCAUCAGCCGGACGGUGCCAGUUGGCGAUGACCUGGAGGCCAAUCGUACCCCUCAUUGGCCAGACCAGACGAAGAAUGAUGGCAACGACGACGGCCCCAAUGUCGAAGUUGCGGCUUCUGUCAAGCGCACGAAAGGCAUACCUUCAAGGUGGUACAGGAAAGUGCUUGAUGCUGGCGUCGAAGAAAACGGGAUCCUGCCGGUGCCACCAGAAGAACGGACCCAGACCCAACACAGCAACCUGUUCACAGUAUUCUUCACAUGUCUCCUUUGCGUUCUACCGUUGCCUACCGGAGCCCUUGGCACGACCGUGUAUGGUCUUAAGCUUCGAGACGUUUCUCUGAUCAUCCUCUUCUUCAACUUCGUGACAUGUAUUCCGCCAGCGAUCAUGGGAAUUGGAGGGUACCAGACUGGUAUGCGGCAGAUGAUCCAGGCUCGAUACUCCUUCGGGCUGUAUUUUGUUGUCAUUCCAAUCCUCCUGAGCGCGGGAACGGCGACUGGAUUCACACUCAUGGGAACCAUCGUUAGCGGACAGGCCAUUGCAGCCUUAAACGAGAAGGCUGCAAUCAGCGUCAAUGUGGGAAUCGGCAUUGUCUGCGCAAUCAGCUUCGUGGCAGCGCUACUUGGAUAUCGAGCCAUCCACGCCUGGCAGCGAUGGCAGUGGCUUCCAAACUUGAUUGCCAUUGCCAUCGCAGCUGGCUGCGGAGGCAAGCAGCUCAUGCAACAGGUCGAGCAUGAACCAGCAACGGCCAAGGGCGUCAUUGGGUAUGGAAGCUUGAUGGCCGGAUACUUCAUGACCUUUGGCGGGACUGUGUCCGACUUCACCAUUUAUCAUGAUCCCAAAGAGCCUAAGCGCAAGGUAUUCACGUAUGUGUACCUGGGGCUGUCGACGCCUGCAACGCCUCUUCUCAUACUCGGGGCAGCCAUUGGCGGUGCUAUCCCUAACAACGAGUCGUGGCAGAUGGCGUGGGAUGUCUAUGGGGUCGGCGGUGUGCUGGCCGAGAUGCUUGCGCCGGCUGGCGGAUUUGGAAAGUUCGUUCUGGUCGUCCUUGCAUUGAGUGUCGUCGGGAACACGCUGAACUCCAUGUACUCGGUGGCCUUGUGCUUGCAGAUGCUCCUCCCAGUCUUCACCAAGGUACCUCGCUUCUUUUUCAUCAUUGUCACCAUGGCAAUCAUGAUUCCCAUGGCAAUCUAUGCGGCUGCCGAAUGGACAACUUCGCUUGAGAAUUUCCUCAGCGUCAUCGGGUACUGGGCAGGAUGCUUCGACGCCGUCAUGAUCGAGGAGCUUGUGGUUUUCCGGAAGAGAGAUUACAGCUCGUACGACCUAGAAAUAUGGAACAAGGGGCGAUAUCUUCCCACGGGGUUGGCAGCCAUGGGUGCCUCGUUGGUCAGCCUCGGGCUAGUCAUACCAUCGAUGGACACGCCAUGGUUCACUGGACCCAUAGGAGAACGAAUCGGGGAUCUAGGUUUCGAGGCGGCGUUCGUCGUCACGGGGCUCGCAUACUAUCCACUGCGGAGCUUGGAAAUCAAGUGGACGGGUCGUGUCUGA
This is a messenger RNA of Fusarium keratoplasticum, 1566 nucleotides long. RefSeq lists its product as uncharacterized. Gene Ontology annotation, cellular component: plasma membrane. The transcript has 4 exons. Gene Ontology annotation, molecular function: transmembrane transporter activity. Gene Ontology annotation, biological process: transmembrane transport. NCBI's taxonomy places the organism in Eukaryota, Fungi, Ascomycota, Sordariomycetes, Hypocreales, Nectriaceae. The record is from RefSeq and is a predicted model, not a curated record. The coding region runs from base 1 to 1566 and encodes 521 amino acids.